Glossina fuscipes is the source of this 2214-nucleotide messenger RNA. RefSeq lists its product as uncharacterized. The record is from RefSeq and is a predicted model, not a curated record. The coding region runs from base 1 to 2214 and encodes 737 amino acids. Lineage: Eukaryota; Metazoa; Arthropoda; Insecta; Diptera; Glossinidae. The transcript is spliced from 5 exons.
AUGCUGUGGUGGAAACCAAUUUGGGCCAUAGUGAAUCCAAACAACGAAACAGCUAACAUUGUCGUAUAUUUGCGAAAGCCAAAUGAUAUGGGCCCGCGCAGUUGGAUCGCUGGUGUCAAUUGCUUAGAAGCGUUCUCGGAGCUAUACUUCCAAAGACGAGAACAGCUGACUCGGUCUUUGAAUGUUGUAUCCGUUCAGGCGUAUAACUUAACGACUCCAGCUGCUCAAAUACAGUUAGGUUACUUGAAACAAUUAAACGAAUUCAUUGGGCAAAAUUAUACGCAUCGCAAAUAUUAUCAAUUGCGCGUGAUCUCGGACGGUGAAGCGUACAACGGGAGCUAUCUUAAUCGGCAGGGAUUGGUGUUAGCUGACUAUUAUGUAAUUGUUUUAGAUAACGUUACGCGUUUGUCGAAUUUACUGCGCCGCCAUAUGCUCCAAUCGAUAUCGUGGAAUCCUGGAGCGAAAUUUUUAGUAUUGUAUCACAACGCAAAUGACCGCAAUCGGACAGAAGAAACAGCUAUGGAAAUAUUUACGGAAAUGCAAAGAAUAUUUGUUACUCGUGUUGCUUUGCUGUAUGCUACAUCUGCUACCAAAUAUUCUUUAAUUGCCCUACGUUAUUACCACGAAUCGAAUUGCCGGGAAUUAACAGCUCUGCCUUUCGGUCAAUGCAAUGAUGGGAAACUCAACCCUGGAGCUGCUGCUAUGAAACCGAUGUUACAUAAAUAUUUUAACGCUUUUAACGCAAAAAAUUGCACAUUCCAUUUAUGUGCGUCGGUUUUGGCUCCUUACGUCGAGUCGGACUGUAUUGAAGGGAUCGAAAUGAAAUUGAUUGGAUUCCUAAAAGACCGGCUGAAAUUUAAACUUAACCAGACCUGCUCUUAUGACAGUCGUGGCGUAGAAGACGAUUUCGGUGAAUUUAGUGGCUUGUUGGGUAAACUGGAUAAAAAGUCCUGUGAUUUCAUCAUUGGCGGUUUUUAUCCAGACAACGAUGUGAAUGAAAAAUUUUGGGUUACCGACUGCUAUUUGCAAGAUCGCUAUACUUGGUUUGUUAAGCUGGCGAAUGCGCGACCAAUUUGGUUGGCAUUGUGCUCGAUAUUCGAUACUUCGACCUGGUUAAGUCUACUAGGAAUGUUAUUUAUAUCAUGGAUGUUUUGGUACAUAUUCGUGAUUCUGUUGCCUGAACCGAGAAAAUCUAAGGAUUUUUCUUUAACUGGAAUUAACAAUUUGGCUGUGGUUAUCUGUGUUUCUGUGAACGAAAGACCAUUUUGCCAUGCUUCUCGAAUGUUUUUUCUCGCAUUAACUUUAUAUGGUCUGAAUGUCAGUACGACUUACGCAUCAAAAUUGAUUUCGGUUUUAACCGAUCCGGGUUUAAUGCAUCAGAUUGACAGUUUGCACGAAGUAGUAGCAGCAGGAAUACCAUUUGGUGGCUCCGAAGAAUCACGGGAUUGGUUUGAAAAUGAAGAGGAUCAAUGGAUCUUUGAUGAUUACAACGAUUCUUUAGAUUUUCAACCAACUUCUACUAACUUGGAAGCUGUUAGAAUAGGUGAACGUGUCAUUCUGAGUAGUCGCAUGUAUAUGCUACAGAAUAAAAUUGUCGAUGAUCUUUAUGCCUUCCAGCAAAAUGUAUUUUCCAGCCCGGUGCAGAUGAUUAUGAAACCAGGUUUUCCGUUUCUCUUUGAAUUUAAUUUGUUAAUACGACGUAUGCGAGAUUUCGGAAUUUUAGACAAAAUUAAUGACGAUUUUCGCUACAACAACACUUAUUUGAAUCGCAUUCAAAGGAUGCGACCCGACUUUACAGAAAAGGCCAUCGUUUUGACAGAAGAGCAUUUGGAAGGUCCAUUUCUCCUUUUGAUAAUUGGCAUAAGCACUAGUAUGGUUUUCUUCCUGCUUGAACUACUCACAUUUUAUGUAUUCCAACCAAUGCGGCGAAACUGUGACAUAAAAUCGAAACAGAAUCAUAUCUUGAAAAAAACGAACCAAAAGCAACCAAAGCACAAAAACGAGUAUGAAACAAGGAAGUGCUUGGAAAUGCCAUCAGCAGCAAAAAUGCCAAAACCAAGGUUCGCAGUGUCAUCAGUAAAAAUGGAAAGUAUGGAUUCACUAGAUAGUAGAAUAUGCGUAGUAAAAAUAUUAUAUGGUAUAGGUGAUAGACAAGAUUCUUGUGCACAACCUACAUCAAUUAUAAUGGAACGAAAACUGGACGAUCCGAAAUAA